GACUGAGAGAAAAUAUUCUUGAUACUUAUAUCUGCAAAAGGACUUUUUCCCCAGAAUAUAUAAAGAACCCUUAAACUGAAUAAUAAGACAGCAGCCCAAUUAAAAAGUAGGCAAAAGACUUGAAGAGUCACUCAACAAUAAAAGAUAUUCAAAUGGCCAAUAAGGCUGUGGCAGGAGGGGCCCUGAGGAAGAUAAGUCUGGUGUUUCUUAAAAUGGCCUGAUAUGAAGGCUUCACGCCUCCUGCCAUUCCAAGCCUCCAGAGCUGCCCUGUGUCUGCCUUGUGCUUCAAGUGCAGGAGCCAGUUGAAAUGUCAGGAAUGGAGGCCAAUGUGACCAUCCCAAUCUGGCAAAACAAGCCACGUGGGGCUGCUGAAAGUAUAGUGAGAAGAAUCGGGACCGACCUGCCCCUGAAGCCAUGUCCCCGGGCAUCCUUUGAGACCCUGCCCAACAUCUCUGACCUGUGUCUGAGGCAUGUACUGCCAGUCCCUACUCUGGCUGACAUCGUCUGGAUUCCUGCAGAUGUAGAGGAGACUUAUGUCCUGGUCAGGAGCGAUACACGCCCCCUGAGGCACACCUGCAAGCCCAGCCCUCUGAUCGUCAUUCAGCGCAAUGCCUCAGUGCCCAAACUGCGUGGGUCGGAGGAGAGGCUUCUGGCCUUGAAGAAGCCAGCCCUGCCAGCCCUUGGCUGCACCAAAGAGCUGCAGGAUGAGCUGAGCCACCUGAGCAGCCAGAUUGCUAAAAUGGUGUCAGCUGAUGCAGGAAGUUCAAAUGUCUCUUCUCCCUUACCUUGUUUUGGAUCCUCAUUCUACUCUACAACUUCCUUUGUCAUUAGUGACAUCACCAAGGAGACCAAGGUACAGGUCCCUGAGCUUCCAUCAGUCCCCCUGCUUUGUUCUGCCAGCCCUGAAUGUUGCAAACCAGAACACAAAGCUACCUGCAGCCCGUCCGAAGAAGAUGACUGCGUCUUUCUGUCCAAGGCCAGCAGCUUUGCAGAUAUGAUGGAUAUCCUAAAGGACUUCCACCGAGUGAAGCAGAGCCAAGACCUGAACUGGAGUUUAUUGAAGGAGGAAGACCCUGCCAUGCUUACCUCUGAGGUCCUAAGGAGGAAGUUUGCUCUGAAGGAAGAAGAUACCAGUAGAAAAGGAAAUUGAUAGCACUCAGCUCUGCAAACUAAGCCUCAGGCUCCUGGAAUUCCUUCAAUAGCUGCCUUCCUCACCGCAGAUGCUUCUGCCUCUCAAUUAGAAAUCUUCUGCAACAGUCUUGCCGAAAGCUAGAGCUUAGACCAAGAGAAGAGCUGCACUGUAUGUUUUCCAUACUUCAAACCUUAGCAGAAGCUAAGGCCUGUUUUGAGCUGAGACACGUUACAGGUAAUUGUAUAGGUUGGAAUGUCCCAGUUUAAAGGGUGAGAUAGAAGUUUCUGGUUUUUCCUUGCCCCUGUGUGAAAAUAGGUCCUAAAUGAAUGACUGACUUCACUGCACUAGACCCCAUAACUGGUCUUACUGAACACUUUGUGCCCAGCAGUCACUUACUCUGAGUGGCUUCCUUGCAGCAGAGCAGGGCUGAGGGCAGGGGGCUAUGUUUAUGUGCACGUUCACAGAGCAGGGAAGAUCUUAUGCUGCUCCAUCAUGAACUGACACCAGUGCCCAGCAAUCACUCCCUCCCCCUUCCCGGUCCAACACCUACAUGUAGAGGUCGGGCCACUGGACCAGCUGACACUUGGGCUGCUGGGAGGCCUGGGCUGUUUUUUUCUUAAAUAUAUUUUGUAAUACUGUACAACCAAAUCUACCUUCCAAGGCCCUGGGGCCUCAUUGGUUCCACUAAUUGAAAGCUCUUUCUCUUCCACAAACUUGAGUUUAAGCCCAGUAGGAAAGAGAAAUGGAGAGGGGAAAGAGAGUACCAUCCUUCUUCCAGGCCCUUGACUGCUCCUUUGCAUUGGGCCAAGGUUUUUACUACCACACCGUCCAUGACUCGGAUGCCCUCAGGUCCGUUUUCUCUACGGUAUGUAUCCUGUGUGUGUUUAGGUUGAAGCACUACCUGACAUUAAAGGACGGAUUUGGAGAGAAAAAAGAAAAACAA
Molecule: messenger RNA, 2075 nt
Organism: Aethalodelphis obliquidens (Pacific white-sided dolphin)
Lineage: Eukaryota; Metazoa; Chordata; Mammalia; Artiodactyla; Delphinidae
Product: mitochondrial fission regulator 1-like
Exons: 1
Coding region: 308-1150 (280 amino acids)
Biological process (GO): mitochondrial fission; aerobic respiration
Cellular component (GO): mitochondrion
Source: RefSeq, a predicted model, not a curated record